Molecule: messenger RNA, 3103 nt
Organism: Olea europaea var. sylvestris
Lineage: Eukaryota; Viridiplantae; Streptophyta; Magnoliopsida; Lamiales; Oleaceae
Exons: 7
Coding region: 67-2850 (927 amino acids)
Source: RefSeq, a predicted model, not a curated record
UGACUUUAUCACGCAUCAUUUGCAGAUUCUGGAAGGAGAUACAGCCAUCAAUCUCAGAGGUCUUGGAUGACUCCUGAGCAUGAUGGACUUCUUGGAAGUGGUUCAUUUCCAAGACCAUCUGGUUAUGCAGCUGGAAUCUCAGCUGCAAAGGUGCGAGCAAAUGAGAACUAUCAACUUGGCAAGAAGAAUGAGCCAUAUCAACCUCCGCGCUCUUUUAAGGCAAUACCUCACUCUCGGAGAGAAACUGAUUCCUAUAAUGAUGAAACUUUUGGUUCAACGGAGUACACAAGUGAUGAUAGGGCAGAAGAAGAAAAGAGGAGAAGAGAUUCGUUUGUAUUGAUGAGAAAAGAACAACAGAAGUCUCUUCAGGAGAAACAGAAAAUGAGUCUGGAGAAGCAUAAAGCUGGCAAUGCCUCAGACCUUUGUGAAUCUUUGGAGGGUAACAAAGAUGAAAAGGGACUUCUGGGAGUGUUUAGUGAAUUGGAUGUUUCGACUGCUACUACUCCAAUUUUGAGUAAUGAAUCUGAAAAAUCCUCCUUUUCUUCAAAUGCUUCUAGACCACCUGUUCCACCAGGUUUUACUAACAAUAUUCUGGAGAAGAGUUCUGAUACGAACUCUUUGGUUCCAUUCCCUUUAGCAGAGAUUGGGAAGCGUGUAGCAGGGGAAAGACUUCUGCAUUUUAGAACCAACCCCAUCCAAAAUGGUUAUGUUGAUGGUUUAGAUCAACAGUUAUCAAAAGAAAUUAGCUCAAUUGAUGGGCAAACUGAAGAUAAGAAUAAGUGUGUACCACUUCUGAAUGAGGGGAAGAUUGUGAAUUCACGCUCAAGUUUAGGUGUGCCUCACGAGAAAGUCAACAUGGAAGAUCAGUGUGAUCCUACUAGUUUUUCAUAUGACCAUGGAAUUUUGAACGAGUCUGAACUUAAUGCCAAAGCAUUGGAGGACAAAGUUGUUGGCAAGUCCGAGGGAAAAUAUUUGUCAGUUCUGGACAAAUUUUUUGGCAGUGCACUAACGAUGAAUGAUGAUAGCACUGUGGAUUCAGCUGAGCAUCACUAUGGCAAAGUUCCUGACACAUGGAGCCCAAAAUGUACUCAGUCCUCAAAGUUUGCCCAAUGGUUUUAUGAAGAAGAAGCACAGUCAGUGAAUGACAUCUCAGCUGGAAGACCGAAUGAUUUACUCUCGUUAAUUGUCACUAGUGAUAAAGAAAGAUCACAAGUUUCUGCUGCAAAAUCUGAGCACUUUACACAUGAGAGCUCCGAACAUACUAGUAAGUUCUCAGUUGACAUGCCCUCAGCAACUAAUGGCAUCUCUGAUGAGGUGUUGAGCAGUAAUGAAAAAGAAGUAAGUUCGACGGUUCUUACAUGCGAAGACCUUGAACAGUCAAUUUUGUCAGAAUACAGUCAAAAGAAUUCGAACACAAUGACACUGUUGAAAAGCUGGAGUGCUUCCAGCAAAAAUUUUGAACAGCCUAGAGAACAUGAUGAUCAUGCAUCUCAGCACCUGUUUUCAUUGUUGCAAAAGGGAUCAGACCCAAAUACUAUGACCCUGGGCCCCAUUCCUGACAUCAGCUUUGGAGACAAAGUACUAGUUUCCGAAGAGCGUGAAAUUGGAACUGCAAUUGAUGAUCCUAAAGCUGAAGAGCACACUAGUAAUAUUCAUUAUUCUGGAAAGAAUCUUACACUUGAAACGCUCUUUGGAACAGCUUUCAUGAAGGAGCUCCAAUCAGUUGAAGCACCUAUUUCUGUCCAAAGAGGCUCAAAUGCAUCUGCGCAAGCUGAUGCUUCGGAGCCUCAUGGAUUAUACUUACCGUUCAUGGAAAAUGGUGUUUUUUCUUCUACUAUUGAUGAAAUUGGACUUCAAAGACCAAGUCAUGAAAAUAGUGUUUUGAGCUCAAAUCACAGAGAGCAAGCCAACCUGGCCAAGUCUGGGAACUGGCUAGGAUUUGAUGAUUCUCAAAUAAAUUCAUCAAAACACCCGACUGAAGUAGUGGCCAAACAUGGUGGCUAUAGUGGGGCAGUUGAAUUUCAGCUGCCUGAAUAUGAGAGCUUAAUUUCUGUUGGAGAUUCUCUGAAUCCCCAGUUAUCGACAUUUAUGCCAACCGGAAAUUCAAGUAAAAAUGAGUUCUUGUCUUCAAACGUGCAUGUUGACAUAGCUGAGAAUCUGGCAGCUAUGGAUGCUGUCAUCAAAGACAAAAGAACCAUUGUAGGUUCGGAAAGUCUGCCCUUUGCACCUGGUCAUUAUGAACAGACAGAUCCUGAGAUUCCAUGCCGCAAUAUUCAGGUCCAACCAUCACAUCCCCAGUUUCAGCGCCCACAUAUGAGUCAUGGGAGUCCAUUAUUCCAUCCAUUGGAUUCUCAUCCUUCUCACACGAGUUCCCAGACGAAGUUCAUGGGUCCAGAGAGUAUGUACAAUCAUGAUGGUACAGCCAAUACUCAAUUUCCUGCAAAUAUUAUUCGCCUUCCUUUUUGUCAUCCCAAUUCAGGGAUUGCAGGGUACAAUCUCCAUGCUCAUCGUUCAAUGCUGCAUCCUGUGCCGAUGACAGGCAAUCGUCCCCAACUGUUACGUGACAUUCCAAGGGGUGCUCCUGUGCCUUAUCCUGGCAAUCAGACAACCAGUUUUAUUCAGGACAUGAACCAAAUGCAAGGGUUUCCUUUUGGACCCCACCAACCCAACAUUGGCAGCGUUGGAAUGCCAAUGCCAGCUCCUGAUCAUUCGUUUGGUAAUCCUCCUGAGGCAUUCCAAAGGCUAAUCGAAAUGGAACUCCAGGCAAACUCAAAGCAGAUCCACCCUUUUCGUGCUGCUCACAACCAAGGAAUUUAUGGUCACGAACUAGACAUUCGUUUCCCGAGGUGAAGGUUUGAUCAUGAUCACUCUUAUUCACAUUGACACUUGUGCCACCGCAAAACAGUCUCCACAUUGAAGGAUCUUGUCCUGGCAUACCUGUUUGGAUUAUGUAUUUAUUAUGGAAUUUGCAGCAGUUUGAGACUUUCGGUUUUAUAUUUUCUUAGGAGUUGAAAACAAAGGAAUGUAAAAGAGGGAGCCCACGAGUUUUAUGAUAGAGCUAUGGAAGUAUCUUUGUUAAAUAUUUCAGCUGUUUUCUUUUCUA